ACAGUGUCGGGGGAGCGGGAGUGUGAGAGGGGCGCGAUGCAGCUCAGAGACCCCAGGAAGUCAUUCGUGGCUGGUGGUGUAGCAGGCAUAUGUGUAGACCUGAUUCUCUUUCCACUAGACACCAUUAAAACCAGACUACAGAGCUCUCAAGGCUUCUCCAAGACAGGAGGAUUUCGAGGCAUUUAUGCUGGUGUUCCUAGUGCUGCCAUAGGAUCUUUUCCCAGUGCUGCUGCUUUCUUCGUUUCUUACGAAUGUAUCAAAUCAGCGCUGGAACCUCACUCAUCUCCAAAAACGGCCCCACUUGUACAGAUGGUUGGUGCUUCAGUUGGGGAAGUGGUCGGGUGUCUGAUACGGGUCCCUACGGAAUUAGUUAAACAGCGGACACAAGCUUGUCCAACAUCUAGUUCUUACAAGAUAUUUCUUGAGACUGUGAAGCAGGAGGGUUUCUUUGGACUCUACAGGGGAUAUGGAAGUACAGUGCUACGAGAGAUUCCCUUUUCUCUGAUUCAGUUACCCUUGUGGGAGUCUCUAAAGGUCCUGUGGUCACGGAAACAGAAUCAUGUGGUUAAUUCUUGGCAAUCUGCAGUCUGUGGAGCAUUUGCAGGUGGAGUUGCAGGUGCUAUAACCACACCUCUGGAUGUGGCAAAGACUAGGAUCAUGCUCGCAAGGGCAGGUACCACGGCGGUGGAUGGAAAUGUGCUGGUCGUCUUGAGGAACAUCUGGAAGGUUGAAGGGAUUUCUGGCUUAUUUUCUGGAAUUAUUCCGAGAGUAACAUGGCUCUGUACUGGUGCUUUUAUUUUUCUUGGUGUCUAUGAAAAGAUGCAGACCCUGCUUGUAUAAGCAAAGUGGAAAACAGCAGACACUCAUACUCCUGCCACACCAAUGGAAAGAUACUUACUGAUAUUAUAAAUUUUUUAUUAAAUUCACUUCAAUAACAUUUGUUAGACACUUCUGUAUCUUACAUUUUUCUCUGUACAUUACCAAAUUUUAUAAAUAAAUACGUUUGUACAGAAAA
Callorhinchus milii (elephant shark) is the source of this 1015-nucleotide messenger RNA. It is a transcript of the gene slc25a26, whose product is annotated as solute carrier family 25 member 26. Gene Ontology annotation, cellular component: mitochondrial inner membrane. Lineage: Eukaryota; Metazoa; Chordata; Chondrichthyes; Chimaeriformes; Callorhinchidae. Gene Ontology annotation, molecular function: S-adenosyl-L-methionine transmembrane transporter activity. The record is from RefSeq and is a predicted model, not a curated record. Bases 37 to 840 code for a protein of 267 amino acids. Gene Ontology annotation, biological process: transmembrane transport. The transcript has 10 exons.